AUGAAACCAAAUCAAGCAGGAAAUAAAACCUUAAUCGAUGAAAAGAUUCAGGACUAUUUUAGUGCUAUCCCUUCUCAUAUCUAUUCUCAUUAUUCAAAAUUAACACAACACAAUCCGAAUAAUUCAGAUUAUAUUGAUACUUCACUUUUCAUAUCAAGAAAUAUAUCUUCGCAACCAAAUGACGAAGAAUUAUCUAAAAAUGCUAUAUGUCAGC
Dentiscutata erythropus is the source of this 214-nucleotide messenger RNA. The record is from the annotation of a GenBank genome assembly. Lineage: Eukaryota; Fungi; Glomeromycota; Glomeromycetes; Diversisporales; Gigasporaceae.